This is a messenger RNA of Ilyonectria robusta, 1581 nucleotides long. RefSeq lists its product as uncharacterized. The transcript has 3 exons. The coding region runs from base 1 to 1581 and encodes 526 amino acids. Lineage: Eukaryota; Fungi; Ascomycota; Sordariomycetes; Hypocreales; Nectriaceae. The record is from RefSeq and is a predicted model, not a curated record.
AUGGCAGAUCCAAGUCAGAACCAACCCCAGUCACAGAUUGCUUCUCUUGUUUCUCACGCUCUUUCAUCCUUCAACACUCUCAUUUCAGCUCUCGAAGACCGCCGAGUGCAAGCCUCAGCUUCGUCUAACCUUUCAAGGUUCAAAUUAUGGGCUGGAAACCUCGGGGCUCAUCGUCCAUCAGGAAGUCGAUCGUUGGAGUAUCGCCUGCGAGACGCAUCAUUUAUUCGAAAUCACCUUAUCUCGCUUCUCGACGAUCUAUGUAUCUCAGUCAAUGAUACGAUAUCAACAGUAAUCAAGGACAGUCCUUUCGCUGAAUCCCAACCGCAUGACUCCGUCACAGAUGAGUUGGCCGAGUAUUUUCAAGAGGAUGAAGUCUCGGAUGAGUCAGAGAUUGAGCAAAGCCUCCACUAUAUAGGUCAUGUCGUCGACUGCCUCCUCAGACUGUCUAUGACAAUAGCCAAUCCAACGCCACAUGAUCAGUUUAAGUCCAAAGCUGGAAUGGAUGCUGUUCAAUACUACGAGCAAUGGAAUUUGCAGCAUGUCGGAGAGAAAUUCCCAAGUGCUGCGCACAUCGUUGCCAAGCGGCUAGCCAAAGCAAUGGCCCAAAGGCGCCAGUACUUCACGUAUCGAGAGGAACAUGCCAACCGACUUUCCGAAGGGUUGGACGGGACUGAGGCUGGAGAGCAUUCAACAACAAUCGCCUCCUCUCUUCCUGAGCAUCUAAAGGAUGGCAGUAAUGUCACCACGAAUGAUCUUUCUGGUCUGGAUGAUGGUCGAUCCGAAACUUCUGGAACGUCUUACACACCGUCAAGUCCCGACUCACACCAUCCUCGAGUCCCACCAAUACCGAAGGAAUACGCUGAUGGGCCAUUCAAAUGUCCAUUCUGUCACACGAUUAUCGCGGUAGACACUAGGAGCGCUUGGAACCAGCUGUACUUGCGCCGCCAUGAAUGGAUGCAGCACAUGAUACAGGAACACUGGAAAACCUGGUACUGUUCAUUUGGAUGUUCCGAGACCUUUCAGAGCUCCAAAAGCUUUCGAUCCCAUACCACUCAUGCUCAUGGACAGCGUGUGAACCACAGUCACCUGGACACCUUGGAGAGUCUGAGCAGCAGCCACAACCCCGACAAAUCGCAGGGGACAUGCCCUCUUUGUUUUGACUUUGAUGUCAAAUCACCCAAGCAGUACAGCAAUCAUGUCGGAGAGCACCUUGAGCAUCUCGCACUGUUUUCACUGCCCCGCAUUGAAAACGAGGAAACCGAGCAAGACGAAGCGAGCGAUGGCGGUAACUUUACCAUCAAGGUCUCUGACGGCUCUGUUGUAAGCCCGCAAGGAUCUGAGACGGCAGGCGAUGAGGGGGGCGACAUCACAGUUUCCGCGCCGACUGGAUCCGGUAGACACAAUGAGGAUUUAACCUCGGAGGAGGCAAAAGACACGCUCGAGAGCAAAGUAUCGCGCAAACAGGGCCGCCGUGUGUACUCUGUUAGAGGUGUGAGGUGCGCAAAGUGUAUGUCCACGGGUAUAGACGUCUGGGUUAUACCUGGGCGUAAUUGCGCAGCCUGUGGAACUCCCGUCGACUAA